AGUUUGUUGGACGUGCACUUCGUGUUAGGACAAGCAGCAAGUGUGAUUUUUUUUUUAUUUUAAAGGCGACCAAAAUAUCUAAUUAAAAUGAUAAACAAAGGUAACCAAUCACUGACCGAAUACCUUCUAAUUCACUACCGAUGGGUGUUAGUUUGUCUGUUUUUAUUGCCGCUAUCUUUUUUUUAUGAUUUGUGGUCAUAUCUGAGAAACUGGAUUGUUUUUAAAUUGACCAGCGCGCCCAAACAGCAUGACAAGAAGGUUAAAUAUGUUCAAAAGCAGAUUCGAGAAUGGGCUACUCAUGGCAAAAAAAGUCAAAUGUGCACGGCAAGACCAGGUUGGCAAACCGUCUGUUUCAGGCAGCCUUUAUAUAAAAACUCUAUGAAACAAAUUGAAGUAAACUUGGUAGACAUACUGGAAGUGAACAUUGACAAGAAAAUUGUCAAAGUUGAGCCGUUGGUCAGUAUGGGACAGUUAACAGCUACCUUGAAUCCAUUGGGCUGGACAAUUCCUGUCUUGCCAGAAAUUGAUGAUUUGACAGUAGGAGGCUUAGUAAUGGGUACUGGAAUUGAAUCAUCGUCCCACAUAUACGGAUUAUUUCAACAUAUUUGUGUUUCCUUCGAGCUAGUCCUUUGUGAUGGAAGCUUAGUUAAAUGUUCAAAAGAUGAGAACCCAGAUCUUUUCUAUGCUAUUCCAUGGUCUUAUGGUACUUUGGGCAUUUUAACUGCAGUUGAAAUCAAACUUGUUCCAGCUAAAAAAUAUGUAAGGCUUACUUAUGAAGCCGUCACAGGAUCUGAUAAUAUUGCCAAAAAAUUUACUGAAGCCAGCACAAAUUUAAAAAAUGAAUUUGUUGAAGCUUUGGGUUAUAGCGGGAAUGAAGCCGUCAUUAUGAAAGGUGUACAAGUCGACCAAGUGGAACUGGAUAAGAUAAAUGCUAUAGGAAAAUGGUACAAGCCUUGGUUCUUCCUUCACGUCAAAGGGAUGUUGACAAAGAAAACCCCAGUCACAGAAUAUAUCCCAUUACGGGAUUAUUAUCACAGACAUACAAGAUCGAUAUUCUGGGAGUUACAGGACAUUAUUCCAUUCGGCAACAACUUCCUCUUUCGAUUUCUUUUGGGCUGGAUGGUACCUCCAAAAAUAUCUUUACUUAAAUUGACCCAAACUGACGCAAUAAAAAAACUGUACGAAAAUAACCACGUGCUCCAAGAUAUGCUUGUGCCAAUAGAAACAUUCAAGGAAAGCAUACAAAUGUUCCAGGAUACGUUUAACGUGUAUCCGAUAUGGCUGUGUCCGUUUAUUUUGCCAAAUAAUCCAGGAAUGCUUCGUCCAAAAGGAAACAUAGCGCAUUUGUAUGUUGAUAUUGGCCUAUAUGGUGUCCCCAAAGUUGAAAAUUUCAGACCUAAAGAGGAUACGCGAAAAAUUGAAAAAUAUGUUACAGAUGUAAAAGGUUUCCAAAUGUUAUAUGCAGACACCUAUAUGACAAAAGAAGAAUUUCGCAAAAUGUUUGAUCAUACUCUGUAUGACAAAGUGAGGAAACAAUUAGAUUGUGAAGCUGCCUUUCCUGAUGUGUACGACAAAGUUUCUAGAUCUGCUAGAUUUUAAUUACUAUUGUAUAAGGAUUCAAGAAUAAAAUAUUAUUUGUU
Molecule: messenger RNA, 1640 nt
Organism: Ceutorhynchus assimilis (cabbage seed weevil)
Lineage: Eukaryota; Metazoa; Arthropoda; Insecta; Coleoptera; Curculionidae
Source: the annotation of a GenBank genome assembly